Messenger RNA from Amphibalanus amphitrite, 1520 nucleotides. Its product is annotated as cuticle protein 16.5-like. The record is from RefSeq and is a predicted model, not a curated record. The transcript is spliced from 2 exons. The coding region runs from base 267 to 914 and encodes 215 amino acids. Lineage: Eukaryota; Metazoa; Arthropoda; Thecostraca; Balanomorpha; Balanidae.
UUCACCGAAGCUGGUCGGUCGGAUGACGUCACCCGUCGGCGCCGGCCAAUCCCGGCCGGCCGCUGCUGGGUCGGCAGCUCCGACCGGCCGAUGACGUCAGUGACGGCGGCCAGAAAUCCCAGCAGCACGCCGCGUAGCGCUGCCGAAUCGUCCGCGGGCUGUCCCGCUCCCGGCGCCUCUUAUAAGCAGGUACCGCCGCCCGGUCGCCAGUUGCAGGCUGCACGCUGCUGAAUAAACAGGUCUCAUCUCGUCUCAACUGUGUCACAAUGCGUUGUCUGCUGGUGGUAGCUGUGCUGGUGGCGGCCGUCGGAGCCGCCUCAGUCUCCCAGCGCGUCUCCGUGAGCGGCUCCUCCCGCGGCGGAGAGUCCGUCUCCGUCUCAGAGACCUCGAGCAGCAUCCGCUCCGACACGGGCACCACGCUCGGCACCAGGAGCUCCUUCUCCAGUCGGCGCCGGACGCCGGCCGCCGUCGGCACCCCGGCCCAGGCGGGCGCUCCCGUGGCGCCCGCCACCGCCCAGAGGGCUGUCCCGGCCGCCGCUCCCGCGGCCGCCGCAUCUCCUGCCGUAGGCGCCACAUCUCCUGCUGUGGGCGCCGCAUCUCCUGCCGUGGGCGCCGCAUCUCCAGUUGCGGGCGCUGUGCCCUCGACUGCGGGCGCCGUGCCGGCGGCCGGCGGCACCAGCCUGCAGGCUGCCCAGUCGGCUCUCAGCGGCAGCAUCCCGGUGGUGCCCUCCGUGCGCCCCCUGCGCCCUCUCAACAUCCAGGUGCCGUCUCUGGGGGCGCCUGCCAUCGGCACGCGCUUCAACAGCCGUCCCGGCAGCGGAGCGGGAGUGGCGCCCGCACUGGCCGGCGCCCAGGCCAGCCUGAACCAGGCGGCCGCCGAGCUGAGCGCCGUCAUGAGCGCCCUCGGCGUUUAGACGCUCACCGGUCGGCGGCGGCGGUUAUGGCACGGGGACCGGGACGGUGUGGAGAAGUCUGAGUCAGCGGAGGGAGAGUCGGCACGGCAGGGAAGCUCGGCCGCUGCAGAGGGAGCGGUGACGGCCGACGCGAACGACUCAUCAUCAGAUGAGUUUUAGUCGGAAUUAAGACUGGACUUGCGGCCAGAGAGGCGUGGCUGUGGUUGGCAGCAGUAAGGGAGAACUUGAGGGAUGGUAUUCCGUCCUCUCGCUCAGUGCUAGGCGUGGCGAGGACGGACCAGCAACGCAGGCUCGCAGAGGAACAAACACCUGAAGGAUGCGCUGACCGGCUUAAAACGGCGUCAGCGGUGUGACGGUGGCCGAGCACUGCCAGAAAGACGGAGGGAGCAGUGGUGCCUGAGCUGCUUCUACCGAAUAGACCUGCCCCGGUGGCACUAAAAAGACAGAAUGCUUAUGUGCUUAGUGUGAGCGUCAAGGGCGGGGAGAAGAAAGCUAGAAUGAGCUUUUUGUGACUGAUUUGAAUGUGAUGUGAACCUUGUUUGUAACAAGAUGAUACCAUCGAUGUUAAUUGUUGACAAACAAUAUACUUAUGAGGACCAGUGAUCA